AUGGUGAUUUGGUCGAUCGUUCGGAGAAAGGUCGUUAAUGGCGGUAACUCGUCUGCUUCUUCGAUUGUAGGACAUUCGUGGAAGAGUAGGCGUGCUACGGCUUCUCAUCCUCGGUACUAUGGAGCUCUUGCAAAAGAGACUUCACUUGUCGCAAGAGGAUCACAAAUGGUGAAUUCCGUCGGUCUUCGUUCUUAUCUAGGUUCUCAUUUGAGCUCAAAGGCUAUGAGGGUACCUGUGCCAUGCAUCCAAACAUUCAACACUGGAAUCAGGUUGUUUUCGUCGGAUAACGGUGGGUCUGUGGAUGCUGUUGUUCCAUUCAUGGGAGAAUCCAUUACUGAUGGCACUUUAGCCACUUUCUUAAAGAAACCUGGAGACCAUGUGGAAGCUGAUGAGCCCAUUGCUCAGAUAGAAACUGAUAAGGUUACCAUCGAUGUUGCUAGUCCUAUUGCCGGAACUAUUGAGAAGUUCGUUGCGAAAGAAGGUGAUACAGUGGAGCCUGGUUUCAAGAUUGCAGUGAUAUCCAAAUCUAGAGGAGCUACAACUCAGGUUAAUGAAGCAGAGAAGAAGCCUGAGGAGACUAAACCAGAGAAAAAAGAAGACAAGCCAAAACCUGUAAAAGAAGCUCCUGCUUCGCCAAAAGUGGAAACUUCACCUCCUAAAGAGAAGUCUAGAGCUCCUCCUCCUCCACCUUCUUCAGGACAGUCACCAAGAGAGCCCCAACUUCCUCCAAAGGACCGGGAAAGAAGGGUUCCAAUGACAAGACUCAGGAAACGUGUUGCUACACGAUUGAAGGACUCUCAGAACACCUUUGCGCUACUUACUACUUUCAAUGAAGUUGACAUGACAAAUCUGAUGAAACUGCGUUCGGAGUACAAAGACGCGUUUCUUGAAAAGCAUGGUGUCAAACUAGGAUUGAUGUCAGGUUUUAUAAAGGGAGCCAUCAGUGCGCUCCAAAAUCAACCAGUCGUGAACGCUGUUAUCGAUGGAGACGACAUUAUCUACAGAGAUUACGUUGACAUCAGCAUUGCUGUUGGUACACCUAAGGGACUAGUUGUUCCAGUGCUUCGGAACGUAGAGCAGAUGAACUUUGCAGAGAUUGAGAAAGAGAUCAACAAACUUGCUAAAAAAGCAACAGCUGGAACAAUCUCUAUCGAUGAAAUGGCUGGAGGCACAUUCACUAUCUCCAAUGGUGGUGUUUAUGGAAGCCUGUUGAGUACUCCAAUCAUUAACCCUCCUCAGUCAGCUAUUCUUGGGAUGCACUCGAUAGUGAACCGCCCGAUGGUUGUGGGAGGAGAAGUUUUGUCAAGGCCAAUGAUGUUCAUCGCUCUGACUUAUGACCACCGUCUGAUAGAUGGAAGAGAGGCCGUUCUUUUCCUCCGUCGCAUCAAAGACGUUGUUGAGGAUCCUCGUAGGCUUCUUCUCGACAUCUAG
Molecule: messenger RNA, 1431 nt
Organism: Microthlaspi erraticum
Lineage: Eukaryota; Viridiplantae; Streptophyta; Magnoliopsida; Brassicales; Brassicaceae
Source: the annotation of a GenBank genome assembly